AUGCAGAGGACGACCCUCGAGGAGAAUAUUAAAUCUGAAAAGACCACUUCCCGGAUAUUGUCGACGAGGGCGAGCCCAGCCUCUACCCCUGGUUCUAGGGUGAACAACAACACCGCGACUUUGUCGAGGUCAAGUUCGAGGACUAUCCAGAUUUUUGAGAGCUCUACGUCACGCCCGUCGCUACCUACUGCAGGCAGGACAGAAAGCAGUGAUGGGGCGGCACCAGGGCAAAACUCGGCAUCCGGGCUGUCUGUGAGCAGCUCCACACUUAGAGCAUUGUCCAGCGCAAUGGUGCUCGGCGCUACUUCAACGAUGGUCGGCCUGACCAUCUGCUUCGCCGUGGCUACUCUCAUCUUGAGGAAAGCAUGGAAACUCUACGACUUCUUCUUUUGUCCUCCGAAGCAACCGCUUCAUAGGUACAAGAUCCUCGAGGCAGUGCCGACCGAAAAAAGUACUGGACCUCUGAUGGAAAACACUGCAUGGGCACUCAUCACGGGGAGCAGCGCCGGCAUCGGCUUUGGAUACGCACACUACCUCCUCUCUUGCGGCUUCGGCGUCAUCAUACUCGCACACGAGACCAUCCCCGCCGCGCUUGAGCAGCUGCGCACGCUGCACCCAGACAUGGCGAGGAAGGACCGCAUCAAGGGAAUCACAAUGAACUGCGAGACGGCCAGCCCGGCCGACAUCAAGAACCUGAUCAACGGAGUAAGCCACCUACCGAUAACGAUACUCAUCAACAACGUAGGCAGCAUCCCCAUCCCAUGCCCGCAGAUGCGGCCUUUUCGGGACUAUGACGCCGAGGGAAUUGACGCAUGCAUCAACCUCAACGCGCGCUUCAUGACGCACAUGACUUGCCUCAUGAUCCCCGUCCUGCGCAGAAACGUCGAGCCGUCAGGCGGCCGCGCGCUCGUCCUCAACGUGACGUCCAAGGCACACCUGGGCAUGCCGCUGCUGAGCGUGUACAGCGCCAACAAGGGGCACGUGACGGCUCUGUCGGCGGCACUGACGCGUGAGUUCCGCGUCUUCGGCGAGCCCAUCGACUGCCUCUGCAUCGUGCCAAAUGAGGUGCGGAGCCAGGGCAACUCAGUCGCGCCGCCGGGUGCCGUGGUGGAUGUCGACUAUGCGCGCAUGUGCCUGGAGCGGGUGGAAAAGGCGGUGGACAGCGGGAUGCCUGCCGUGGCGCCGUAUUGGAAACAUUAUUUGCAGGCCGAGGCUGCGGGCUUGCUCGGGGAGGCCAGAUUUACGGCCGAGCUGAUGAAGGCCAUGGAAGCGAAGAGAGAUGCAAAAAUCAGCGAAAAGCACGACAAGGUCUUCGUCAACGGUUGCCUCGACCCCAAGACUGAGGCCGCCAAGGCUCCUCGCGCCAAUGCCGCCUUUGUCGUCCUUGCCCGCAACAAGGAGUUGGAUGGUGUCAUCCAGUCCAUCAAAUCCAUCGAGCGCCAUUUCAACCGCUGGUUCCACUACCCUUACGUCUUCCUCAACAACGGCGAGUUCAAUGAAACCUUCAAGGAGACCGUGCGAAACCACACCUCGGCCCCCGUCGAGUUUGGCUUUGUCGGUCCUGACAUGUGGGGAUACCCUGACUGGAUCGAUGAGAAGGUUGCCAAGGAGGGAAUUGCCAAGCAGGGCGACGCUGCCGUCAUGUACGGUGGUCUCGAGAGCUACCACUCCAUGUGUCGCUUCUAUUCCGGGUUCUUUUACAAGCACCCUCUUCUGGCGAAAUAUGAGUGGUACUGGCGUCUGGAGCCCGAAAUCAAGUACUUCUGCGACAUCACCUACGACCCUUUCCUCAAGAUGAUUGAAUCAAACAAGACAUAUGGAUUCACCAUUGCCGUCAAGGAGCUCCGCGAGACCGUUCCCAACAUCUUCCGCUACGCCUCGGCGUACAAGCGCCUCAAGAACAUUACCAGUCAAGGCCUGUGGGAGAUGUUUGUCGAACCCACUCAGGAGAAGGAGCCUGAGAAGGAGCAGCUGCCCGAGGAUGACCCCAACUACAAGCCACCUCUGCCUGAAGAGGUGACACGCAACGACCCGAACCGCAACACCCCCAUCGAGAUUGACCCCGAGGCGAUGGAGGGUGAGAAGUAUAACAUGUGUCACUUCUGGUCAAAUUUCGAGAUUGCCCGUCUGAGCUGGUUCCGCAGCAAGGAGUAUGAGGACUUCUUCCAGAUGAUGGACAGGAGUGGAGGCUUUUGGAUGGAGCGGUGGGGUGACGCACCUAUUCACUCGCUUGCCGCCGGCGUUCUUCUCGCGCCGCGCGACAUCCAUUACUUCCGCGACUUUGGCUACCGCCACACCACGAUCCAGCACUGCCCGGCCAACGCGCCAUCGCGGCAGCUGGCUCGCGAGCCCUUCCUGGAGAAGACGACACUCGACGAGCGCAAGAGGCUGGAGGAGGAUCAAUACUGGGAGCAGUUCGACGCCCCCAAGGAGAAUGGCGUUGGUUGCCGCUGCCGCUGCGACACCGAUAUCGUUGAUGUCGAGGGCAAGGACGGCAGCUGCCUUGCCGAGUGGGUCGACGUUGCCGGUGGUUGGGCUAGCCCUUGA
Messenger RNA from Pyricularia pennisetigena, 2547 nucleotides. RefSeq lists its product as uncharacterized. Gene Ontology annotation, biological process: protein N-linked glycosylation; cell wall mannoprotein biosynthetic process. The record is from RefSeq and is a predicted model, not a curated record. The transcript has 6 exons. Lineage: Eukaryota; Fungi; Ascomycota; Sordariomycetes; Magnaporthales; Pyriculariaceae. The coding region runs from base 1 to 2547 and encodes 848 amino acids. Gene Ontology annotation, molecular function: alpha-1,2-mannosyltransferase activity. Gene Ontology annotation, cellular component: membrane; Golgi apparatus.